Molecule: messenger RNA, 4049 nt
Organism: Drosophila innubila
Lineage: Eukaryota; Metazoa; Arthropoda; Insecta; Diptera; Drosophilidae
Gene: alpha-Man-IIa
Product: alpha-mannosidase 2
Exons: 6
Coding region: 124-3471 (1115 amino acids)
Biological process (GO): mannose metabolic process; protein deglycosylation; N-glycan processing
Cellular component (GO): Golgi membrane
Molecular function (GO): carbohydrate binding; alpha-mannosidase activity
Source: RefSeq, a predicted model, not a curated record
GUAGUCGGUUUAAUUGGCUUUUGUUUAUGCGAAAAAACCACGCAGUCUAUUUAAAAAGUUUAAAUAGCUGCAGGUUCGCUUGUUUUAAUAAAUAGUGCGAAUCCAUGUCCAAUUAGAACAGACAUGCUGCGCAUUCGUCGACGUUUUGCGCUGCUCAUUUGCUGUGGCUGCCUGCUUAUCUUUCUCAGUCUAUAUGUGAUCCUUAAUUUUGCGGCACCGGCUCCAAAUGCGAAAAAGUCAAAUUAUGUCGCGCUCGAAGGCAAUGUGAAUCAGCUGGAAAAUGGUCUACAGGAGCGUAUUAAACAAAAGCGAAAUUUGCCUGUUAACUUGGCCAAGCAUCCGGCAAAGACAAAAGAUAACGACGAUAUACUUCCCCCACACCUUCUCAACGGACAAGUAGAUGACAGUGGGGAAUGUAUGGAUGUUGUGCGGCAAGUUCCAGAGGUAGACGUACAAAUGCUGGAAAUGUACGACCGAAUGUCUUUUGAGGACAUCGAUGGAGGGGUCUGGAAGCAGGGCUGGAACAUUAAAUAUGAUCACCUCAAGUACAACAGUCAUCAUAAGCUAAAAGUGUUCGUUGUACCUCACUCGCACAAUGAUCCCGGCUGGAUACAGACAUUUGAAGACUAUUAUAAUGCUGACACGAAACACAUUUUGUCAAAUGCUUUGCGCCACCUAACCGAGAAUCCAGAUAUGAAAUUCAUUUGGGCUGAAAUAUCAUAUUUCGAGCGCUUCUAUAAAGACUUGGGAGAGCAUAAGAAACAACAAAUGAAAUUACUUGUGAAGAAGGGCCAACUAGAGUUCGUGACAGGGGGAUGGGUAAUGCCGGACGAGGCCAAUUCACAUUGGCGCAAUGUGCUCCUUCAGCUGACUGAGGGUCAGACGUGGCUAAAGGAAAACUUUAACAUAACUCCCACUUCCUCGUGGGCCAUUGAUCCAUUCGGUCACAGUGCAAGCCUGCCUUAUGUUCUGCAAAGAAGCGGCUUCAAGAAUCUUCUAAUACAGCGUACUCACUACUCGGUGAAGAAGGAGUUGGCUCAGCACCGAAAUCUGGAGUUCUAUUGGCGACAAAUAUGGGAUACACGCGGCACCACAGCUCUUUUCACGCACAUGAUGCCUUUUUACUCCUAUGACAUUCCACACACCUGUGGUCCCGAUCCCAAAGUCUGCUGCCAGUUCGACUUUAAGCGCAUGGGUUCCUUUGGGCUAAGCUGCCCCUGGCGAGUGCCUCCUCGGGCCAUCGAUGACAGCAAUGUGGCUGGACGCUCUGACCUACUGGUGGAUCAGUGGAAGAAGAAAGCGGAAUUGUAUCGUACAAAUGUGCUUCUAGUCCCUCUGGGCGACGAUUUCCGGUACAAGCAGAAUACUGAAUGGGAUGUGCAACGGGUUAACUAUGAAAGGCUCUUCGAGCAUAUCAACGCCCACUCGCCAUUUAAUGUGGAAGCCAAGUUUGGCACACUUCAGGAGUACUUUGAUGCUGUGCAUAGCACGCCUGGCCAGAAUUUUCCUUCGCUCAGUGGCGAUUUCUUCACUUAUGCGGAUCGUGCCGACAACUACUGGAGUGGUUAUUACACCUCACGUCCGUAUCACAAGCGUAUGGAUCGCGUGCUUACACAUUACUUGCGGGCAGCAGAAAUGCUGCAUGCUUGGAAGUCCUGGGACUCACAAGCGGACUUUAGCCAGAAGCUGGAAUUGGCUCGAAGGGAACUAUCCUUAUUUCAGCAUCACGAUGGCAUUACAGGCACCGCCAAAACGCAUGUGGUGAAGGACUAUGAGAUGCGUAUGGUUGAGGCGCUCAAGUCCUGUCAGUUUGUAAUGCAGCAAGCAAUCUAUCGACUGCUGACCAAUCCAUCAAUCUAUAGUCCCGACUUCAAUUUCCACUAUUUUACAUUGGACGACUCACGCUGGCCCGGCGUCGGGGUGGAGGAGAGUCGCACCACCAUCAUACUGGGCGAGGAGCUGCCCACCAAGCAUGUUGUCUUACACAACACGCUGCCACAUUGGAACGAACAACUCGUGGACUUUUACGUAUCCAGUCCAUUUAUAAGCGUUAGCGAUUUAGCAGGGAAUGCUGUUACGGCACAGGUCUCGCCUGUCUGGAGCUGGCACCAUGACACGCUCAGUAAGACUGUCAAUCCACAAGGAUCCACAACUAAAUAUCGUAUAAUAUUCAAGGCACGCGUACCGCCAAUGGGAUUGUUCACCUACUUGCUAACUGUCUCAGAGUCGAAGCCCGCCCACACAUCCUUCGCUUCCCAAUUACUGCUCAACAGCAAUUCGGUUUCGGUGCCUUUGGGCCAAUAUCCGGAAGAGGUCAAGUUUGGUGAGCGUCGUGAGUUUUCUCUACAAGUGGGCACUGGUCCCACCUUGGCAUUCUCCGAGAGUGGAAUGCUAAAAUCAAUGCAGUUAAAUCCGGAUAGUCCCCAUGUGCCUGUCCAUCUGAAGUUUCUUAAGUAUGGCACUCGCUCACAUGGAGAUAAGUCUGGUGCUUAUUUGUUUCUGCCAAAUGGACCUGCGAUGUCUAUGAUGGGUGGUUCACCUGUCGUCCUCGUCAGCGAGGGUAAACUGGAGUCUUAUGUGAGUGUGGGCUUGCCCCAAGUGAUACAUCAGACCAUUUUGCGUGGUGAUGCGCCCGAAAUACGCAACCUGGUGGACAUUGGUGAUAUCGACAACACAGAGGUUGUGAUGCGCGUGCAAACACACAUCGACAGCGGUGACCUCUUCUACACGGACCUGAAUGGUCUGCAGAUAAUCAAGCGCCGCCGAUUAGAUAAGCUACCACUUCAAGGCAACUAUUAUCCAGUGCCAUCGGCAAUUUUCAUUGAGGACGCUGACAUGCGACUGACAUUGCUAACAGGACAGCCGCUGGGCGGUUCCUCGUUGGCACCGGGAGAGCUGGAAAUCAUGCAAGACCGUCGAUUGGCCAGCGACGAUCAACGAGGUCUUGGCCAAGGCGUGCUGGACAAUAAACCAGUUCUACACAUUUAUCGCUUAGUACUUGAAAAGAUCAUAGGCUGUGAACGACCAUCAGAAGCGCAUCCCGGAAGCUACUUAACAAGCGCUGCCCACAAGGCUUCCCAAGCCUUGUUAGAUCCAUUGGAUAAAUUUAUAUAUUCGGAAAAUGAAUGGACGGGGGCACAGGAUGUAUUUGGGAACGAUCAUGUACCUGCCAAUGAGGAAUUGGACGUGGUUGUGAUGCGUCGUCUAUCAAAAAGCACCGCUAAUAUACAGCGUGUAGGAUGUGUCUUACAUCGCACACAGCUGCUGCAAUGCAAUGCGGAGCCCCCAGAAGACAAGUUUAAUGUCUGCAAUGUGCUGCAAAAUGAUGAUCAACCCACCGUUAGCUGCCAUCGCUCCACAUUAACAUUCUUGCAAAUUCUGGAGCAGUUCGAGCGGAAGACAGCAACCGUUCCGUGUCCAAUGGAGACAGAAGCCUACAUUAUCAGUUAUAGCGCCAAGAAUCACAGCUGAACUCAAGAAAAACAUCUUCUAUAUCCUAGCUUAACACAAACUUUAUUUAAUAAUUCAAAAGUUGACCACACAGCAAACAUCAUUCGUAUGUGAAUCUCAAGUUACGUAAAUUUUAAUGUUUUAAUUGACGAAUUAUAAUUGACAAACUCUGUUUUCACAGGUUUUUUUAAUUAUAAAAUUGUAUUAAAUAAUUUUAACUUAUUUUUUGUGUGAUACAUUUUGUGUAGAAUCUCUCGCAAUUUCGAGCCAGGUCAUCAAUUUCUAAUCUAUUGAUACUGGACUAUAUUAAAUUGACUAGAAUUUUAAUGAAUAUAAUAAUUAUAAUAUGUAUUAAAAAUAUAAGCUUAGUCACAGCAAUUUCGAAUGCAAUACUGAAUAGAAAUUGUGGGGUCUAUUCAUCAGGUAAUUCCUUUAAAUAAGAUAAUUUCUUAAUGCAAUCUGUCUACGAUGGUAUAUGUAUGUAAAUCUAGUUGUCAGUUAGAAUCAAGGCUCGAAGUCUUAUCCCACAUUUUUGAGAUUUUCUGCCCUUGGUUAUAAUAACACAACAUAGUUAAUAAAAAUAAUAUAUAUCUAAUUAA